AUGGUGCGGGCGAAACACACUGCCAACAUAUUGCGUUCGCUUCAGAUCCAAGCUACCACAAGCAGCAGCAGCAGCAGCGACGCUGAGUCCGAUGGCGAGAAUGGGAGUGAUUCGAAUGAAAGUUCUGGAACGAAUGAGGCUCGGUUUGAGGGCAUUCCUAACGCCCAAACCACGGAUGACAUAGAGGAAAUCGAUUCAGUUCCUGAUGGAAAUACAGGUACCCAUUCCGACGCCAAGAACUCGAACGUUAGUGGAGAAGUCAUUGAAGAAAAGCUUCCUCAAGCGUCGGCGGAUAGUGAUCAGGCCGAUAGUGAAGAUGAAGAGCGCAGCGAGGUAGCUUCGAGCGGCAGUCGCAAGCGCGAUCAUGCUGAAUGUGAGGAUGAAUUGUACUACGCAGCCCCCUUACGGAAGUAUCAUCGAAGCUGGAAGGACUUGGAGAAACGCCUAAAGAGUUAUCAGGAGGAAACGCACACCGUUCUCGUGAUAUCUGAGACUAUGAAUGUGCGUCUACGGAACCAAAAAAUCUCGAAGAUGAAGAUCCAUGCUGGUAAACCCCAGUCAGAGUUGCCGCUCGUUCCAGAAGAGCUGGAUCCGUAUCAGCGAGUGUACAUUUGUACACACGGCUGGAAAGAGCGCGUCCGAUCAAAAGGACAACGUCCCCGUCAAAACAUGAAGGGGGUUGGAUGCCCCAUGCGCUUUCGAGCCCAGUUCGUUGAACGAGACGAAGGAAAGUGGCGUAUUGAGAUUAAACAGGCUUUUUACGGCCACAAUCACGUGCUAUCGGAAGAGGUUUAUCGAGUUUAUCCCUCUGUCCGUCAAGUUCCUGUGGAUUCACCGAUCAUUAGUGAUGUGGAAUUAAUGGUUGCAAGUGGGAGCAAGGCCAGCAAGAUUUACGAGUAUAUACGAGAACGAACACCGCACUACAUCCAGCUCAAAGAUGUCCACAACCUCGUAGCCCGGAUCAGAAAUUCUGGUGGCAGGCUGAGUGACGAAGAUUUUGUCGCUGAACUACUCGUGAGCUUCGAGUUGGAGUCGCCUGGAAACGUAGCAGCCAUCGACGAGGAUGGUAGCGGCCACACGGCUGUUGUAACCAUUAGCUCCCAGCAUAUGCGCAAGCUGUACAAGCGUUUCCCCGAGAUACUGCUUGUCAACUGCACCCACAAGACAAACAGGUGUGUUUCCUUCUUAAUCAUGGUCAAGCAAGUUUUGGCCAGGUUUCGAUCAUUGGCGAAUGACUGGAAGCUGACCAAGGUGAUCAUGGUGGAUAAAGACCUCACUGAAAUUGGAGUACUUCGGAGCAUGUUUCCUGACGCCAGGAUUUUGUUGUGCCAAUUCCAUGUUUUGAAGUGGUUGCGUGGUGCUGUACGUGAUGAUAGCAAGUACGACACGUUCCCCAGUGCCAUUCUUAAACAGAUGGACCAUUGCGUUUCGAACAUGGUGUAUUCGAAGUCGGACGACGAAUUCCAGCUUCACGCAGCUGAAUUCAAGUAUCUUGCUUGUCGCGACGGACGCCACACUCUGUGGACUUAUUUCGAUAGGAACUGGGUUGCUUGUAAGGAGAUGUGGGUGACGCAGCACCGCAUGGAACUUCCUCACUUCCGUAAUAAUACGAACAAUCGACUGGAAAGUUUCUUUGGGAAACUCAAGGCUGAUUUAGACAGUUCCAUGUCUAUGCGAGAAUGUUUGGAGGCCACGAUCCGGUAUCAGCGUCGCAAGGAGGAUGAGUACGCAACCCGGGUUGUAAUGCCUGGUACCCGUCGUGACCUAACCUACGACGACGAAAUGAAUCAGCUACUGGGAAUGACAAGCGAAUGGGUGGCUGAAGUUUUUGAACCGGAGUACAAAUUCGCGCUGGAUCCCAAUGUGGCUAAGUUUUACCGUAUCGAGGACGAGGAUUUGUACGUGAAUUUAUACCGUGACGGCCGGAAACACAGGGUGGACAAGUACAACUGGAUGUGUACGUGCGAGUUCUCGUCGACCAUGAAGUUGCCAUGCAGACACGGUAUGAUCUAUCGAAAGCACGUGGCUCAUAUGCUGACUAUUCCGUAUUCUUCGAUUCCUGCCAGUUUUACCAUGUUCCCGGCAUUGGGGGCUUUGGACGAGGAGAUUGCAGCUGUAGACGUACCACUGCGUAUAUCGGCGCCAUGUGCAGACGUGAAACGCAUGAAGCGCAUGAGCGAUAGGGACAAGUACAGAGCUGCACAGAGUGCGUUCAGCAGAAUCAACACAGAGCUCACCGAUCUACCUGACGACAAGUUUCGAGCUGCUCUCGACCACUUGGAAAAAUGGGGUGCCCGGCUGAGGCGUGGCGAUGUGAGAAUGGGGACGCAAGAGGCCCCGGAUGAGGUUAAGCCCUCGUCACAAGUUGCCAAACCGGUUGCAGCAGAUAAACCCGACGAAGAAAAGGAUGCAAAGAGGCACGGGGGCAUUUGCGAUCAAGAAGAAAGGGAUGAAAAUGAUCAAGAAGAAAAGGAAGGAAAUGAAGAGAAGGUUGAAAACGUACACGGGGGCGACCAAGAAGAAAAAAACGAGAACAGCAUCUCUAAGGUGUUUUCCAAGCAGAGUCAACAAAAGAAAGUGAAAGUAAAGCCGUUCAAUCCCAGAACUCGCGUGGGGCGACCUCGCAAGAACAGAGCGUUGGAGGCAUCACAGCGCAAACAAUCUCGACAGGAAUUCAACCAAGGAUGCAAGCUGAGAGGGGCUUUAAGAGGGGAUGACGUGGUCGAAGUUGCAGACUUUAUCCGGUCGUGUGAGCCGCCCUUAAGCGAUCUCGCUUCUUUUUUGAACACUUUUGAAGAGCGAUUUUCGAAACUGAAACCGAAGCAAAUAUCCGUCGUGUGGCGUGUUCCGGAACCCACCAUUGCUCCGUAUCGUCUACCAGAAGUGAAUGCCACGGCGGAGUGUUGGGUGCUUACAGUCGACGGAAUUGGUGAAUUUACGCACCAGCAACUACUGGCUAUGCAAUACGUGUGGACGCUGGUUCACGCAAGCGAAGCAGGAAUGAGCUGCUAUUCGUGGCUUAUGAACAUAGCAGACGACCAGAUUUCCCAUGAAGAUACGGCUGGUCUCGCUAAACGUAUUUGGGACGCUUGGCCACAAGAAAUUCUACCUGGAUUCGGAAUAGGGUUCGACAUUACUUGGGUUCAUCUUUACUCUGCUCGAAGUGGAAUUUGGUACAACGACAACUUGAUUUCGGCUUACGCAAAGACUAUGGAAAGCAAGUAUGGCAACAACACUACAAUCUUUCUACCAGCGAUGAAAAUACCGUUACCGAAGACCCCCAAAAAAGGGAUGCGUCUCCCUACCACUACUCUGAGUGAGGUCUCAGCAGCUAGCGAAGGAGUUAUCUUCAUGCCGCUGAACAUUAAUAACAACCACUGGACCUGCAUCGUGGUGGAUGGGCCCAAGCAAACUGUGUACUGCUACGACAGUACAAACAAGCGCGCAAACCACAACCUACUUGCUGAGCUAGCAGACGAGUUGGUGAAGAAGAGUCUCCCCCAAGGAUACAGUAUCACCCCCAUUCAUAGCCCGAUCCAGAAGGAUGGAUACAACUGCGGAUUAUUCAUCUGCUUGUAUUUCUGGCGCCGAUUCUGGAAGGAAGCAGGCAGUGAUUACACGGAGACCGGGUUGGUGCGCCGUCGAUGGGAUGUUAUGCAUUUGAUCGUGGAGUUUAGCGACGGCAGCAAGGAGAAGGAGACUGUAGCUGCGUAG
Messenger RNA from Phytophthora nicotianae INRA-310, 3714 nucleotides. RefSeq lists its product as hypothetical. The transcript has 6 exons. Bases 1 to 3714 code for a protein of 1237 amino acids. The record is from RefSeq and is a predicted model, not a curated record. Gene Ontology annotation, biological process: proteolysis. Lineage: Eukaryota; Oomycota; Peronosporomycetes; Peronosporales; Peronosporaceae. Gene Ontology annotation, molecular function: zinc ion binding; cysteine-type peptidase activity.